CCCAGGAAACCCAGCAACCAGGUUCAUAUCUCAACCAUGCUCUCUGCGGAGGUGCCCCUGCCCCACCUGGGCUCCUCAGCACUGCUUCUGCUGCAGCUACUGCUGUCCCCUAUAGCUGCCUUCUUUCCCAACAUCUGGAGCCUACUGGCUGCCCCUGGGUCCAUCACCCACCAGGACUUGACAGAAGAGGCAGCACUCAACGUAACCCUGCAGCUCUUCCUGGAGCAGCCACCCCCAGGCCGGCCACCCCUUCGUCUAGAGGACUUCCUGGGCCGAACCCUCCUUGCUGACGACCUCUUCGCUGCCUACUUUGGACCUGGGUUUCCUUCCCGGCGGUUCCGAGCAGCAUUAGGUGAGGUAUCUCGUGCCAAUGCAGCCCAGGACUUCCUGCCAACCUCCAGAAAUGACCCUGACCUGCACUUUGAUGCUGAAAGACUGGUUCAGGGACGCACACGCCUGGUGGGGGCUCUGCGGGAGACCUUGGUGGCAGCUAGAGCACUUGACUACACUCUGGCCCGCCAGCGCCUUGGUGCUGCAUUUCAUGCCUUGCAGGAUUUCUACAGUCAUAGCAACUGGGUGGAACUGGGAAAGCAGCAGCCACACCCACACCUCCUUUGGCCAAGGCAAGAGCUCUGGAACCUGGCACAAGUGGACAAUCCUACUUGCUCCGAUUGUUCGGAGUUAAGCUGCCCUGGAAAUUUGCUGGACUUCAUGCUCCUUACCUCUGGCUACUUUGGAAUUCAUCCCCCCAAACCUCCAGGGAAAUGUAGCCAUGGGGGCCAUUUUGACUGGAGCAGCUCCCAGCCACCCCGAGGUGGCAUCAACAAGGAUAGCACAUCCCCAAGCUUCUCUCCACACCACAUGCUGCACCUCCAGGCAGCAAAACUGGCACUUCUGGCCUCUAUCCAGGCCUUUAGCCUCCUGAGAAGCCGACUAGGAGACAGGGGCUUUUCCAGGCUGCUGGACAUCACCCCAGCCUCGAGCCUGAGCUUCGUCCUGGACACCACAGGCAGUAUGGGAGAGGAGAUAAAUGCUGCCAAAAUCCAGGCUCGCCACAUUGCGGAGCAGCGGCGGGGGAGCCCAAUGGAACCUGUCCACUAUGUUCUGGUGCCUUUCCAUGAUCCAGGGUUUGGACCUGUCUUUACAACCAGUGAUUCAGACAGUUUUUGGCAGCAGCUCAAUGAGAUCCAUGCCUUGGGAGGUGGAGAUGAGCCUGAGAUGUGCCUUUCUGCUGUGGAGCUAGCCCUGCUGCAUACACCUCCACUCUCAGACAUCUUUGUCUUCACUGAUGCCUCCCCCAAGGACGCCUUUCUCACAAACCAGGUGGAAUCCCUAACUCAGGAGCGGCGCUGCAGGGUGACAUUCUUGGUGACUGAAGACCCAUCAAGGGUUCAGGGCCGAGUUCGGCGUGAGGUGUUAUCUCCUCUACGUUUUGAACCAUAUGAAGCAGUGGCCCUGGCAUCAGGAGGAGAGGUGAUCUUCACUAAAGACCAGCACAUUCGGGACGUGGCAGCCAUUGUUGGGGAGAGCAUGGCUGCUCUGGUGACUCUACCCCUGGACCCUCCUGUUUUUGUGCCUGGGAAGCCGCUUGUGUUCAGUGUAGACAGGCUGCUCCAAAAGGUCACAGUCCGGAUGCAUGGGGAGAUCAGCAGCUUCUGGAUCAAGAACCCUGCAGGGAUCUCCCAGGGCCAGGAGGAAGGCAUGGGUCCUCUAGGUCAUACUCGCCGCUUUGGGCAGUUCUGGAUGGUGACCAUGACUGACCCCCCACAGACAGGGACUUGGGAGAUCCAGGUCACAGCUAAGGGCAGUCCCCGGGUGCGAGUACAAGCCCAGACUUCCCUGGACUUCCUCUUCCACUUUGGGGUUCCCAUGGAGGAUGGACCCCACCCUGGCCUCUACCCCAUGACUCAGCCAGUUGCAGGUCUCCAGACUCAGCUGCUGGUAGAAGUGACAGGGCUGAACUCCAGAAGUAACUUUGGGGAUAGCCAGCCACAUUUUUCCCACGUUGUCCUUCGAAUGGUCCCAGGGGGCACUGAGCUGGGCCGGGUGCCCUUGGAGCCUGUGGGAUCCCCACAGCGAGGUGUCUUCACAGCCUCACUGCCACCCACACUGCUGUCCACAUCCCUUCCCUUCUCCCUGGAGCUGAUGGGCCAGGAUGGAGAGGGACAGAGCCUGCACAGGGCUGCUCCCCAGCCUUGUACUGUGGCCCCUGUGCUUCUGGAGCUCAGUGGCCCUCCAGGUCUCUUGGCCCCCGGUAGCAAGGCCCCACUCAGCCUCCACAUCACCAGCUUCUGGGGCCCUCAGGAUCUCGAUCUUAGGACAUCUGUCAACCCCAGCUUCUCCCUCACCUCCAACAUCUCCAGGGUUCACCUGGGACUGAAUGAAUCGGCCUGGGGGCACCUGUGGCUGGAGAUCCCAGACUCAGCAGCCCCUGACUCUGUGGUGAUGGUGACUGUGAUUGCGGUGGGUCGAGGAGCCAGCCCAAUGCCCCCAACCCAUGCCUUCCUCCGGCUCUUGGUGCUGGCCCCGGAGAGGCAGGAUCAGCUCCCUGCCCCUGCUUACUCGUCUGGUCCUGUCUUCAUUUCGCCUACCCCUGCCCCAGCCUUUCCUCCCUCCACUUUGGUGACUCAGGGCAGGGCUGGGGGAGGAAUGGCGGGCAACUUCUGGUGGGGCACAGUUGGAGGGGUGCUGUUUCUGCUAAGCUUGUCCUCCUGGUAACAGAACAGCCCUUCUAGGGGACAAGUCUCCAGCACUAUUUUCAAAUUGUCCCAUGGGUGAGAAAGUCACAUGGGCUUCAGGGGCCUUACCUUUCCCAGCUGGAAUAGAGGAUUUUCUUUCUCAUGAACUUAUCUCUUCUUUCUUAAAAACAGAGAGACUGGUAGAACAAUGGAUUUCCUUCUAACCCUUAUGGGAGAAUAGAGGCAUGGCUCAAGUGGCCGAACUCUUGCCUAGUAAGCAGGAAGCCCUAAGUUCAAACCCCAGUACCACCAAAAAACAAACAAAACCCUAACCCUUAUGGGAACUAAACCAAAGACUUUUUUUUUUGAAGAGUUGCUUUCUGUUUCUCUUUAUUUCACUAAGUCAUGCUCUUCCAGGCUCAGGUAGAGGGGAAGAUGUAUGGGGAAGAGACUAGGAUUGGCAGGGGGUAGCAAAGUACCAGGAAAUUUACUUUUUACUUAUUCAUUUUUUGUGGUACUGGGAUUUGUACUCAGGGCUUCAAGCUUGCUAGCCAGGCAUUCUACCACUUGAGGCACACCCUUAAGCCAGGAAGUGUUCCUUACAGAGUUCUUUUUAUUUUAAAAUUUGGAGCUGCUUCUACUUUAUUUUUGCAUUUAAAGCUAAAGGAUGGUUUCAAUGAACAUGUAUUCUCCCCAGAGGGAUUUUGAAGAAAAAUCAUUUUUGUACAUGGUGUAGGGGAGAGCGAGGGCAUGAAACAUCGAGAUGAAAUGGAUGUUUUCAGGAGCAGGGGAUACACUUUACACCCAGAUGUCUGAAUUUCAUUGAUCCAUUGUCUGAAGCCAUAGGCUGUUGAGUUAAAAUGCAGAA
Castor canadensis (American beaver) is the source of this 3546-nucleotide messenger RNA. RefSeq names its product von Willebrand factor A domain containing 7 (gene Vwa7). NCBI's taxonomy places the organism in Eukaryota, Metazoa, Chordata, Mammalia, Rodentia, Castoridae. The record is from RefSeq and is a predicted model, not a curated record.